This is a messenger RNA of Xyrichtys novacula (pearly razorfish), 3876 nucleotides long. Lineage: Eukaryota; Metazoa; Chordata; Actinopteri; Labriformes; Labridae. The record is from the annotation of a GenBank genome assembly.
ACUCUUGAACCACGCCCCCUGUCCUGAACACUUCCUUGUUUUUUAACCACAGCAGCCUUCACUGCUCCAGAGUCAGCUCAUUUCGAACAUUUUACAGAUCCUUUCUGAGCUCAGCUCAACUGUUGAAGACCAGACCAGACCUUGGUUCAGCGAUUUUGGCAUCCGGGUUCCCCUCGUGACUGUCAGCUGAGAGGAUAUUAAAAACUUUUGAGCUCCAUCGUCCGACAGCAACAGUUCAUUCAUCACUGUUUUAUAACUUUAUCUGAGCGAUUUAAAAGGGAGAAAUGUCCACAAACCCACCAAAAUUAAGCAUCGGGAUUGCUGCCAGUGACAGGUGAGAAACAGUCAAGUCAGCUGAUUGUUUGUGCUUUAAUACACAUUUCUUGCACAAUCUGUUCCUGAUCCAGACUUUUCUUCUAUCUUAUUUUUACAGACUGCAGAACCUAAAAAAUGCGUUUGAAUCAAAGUUUGGAGAAUCUCCUCUCUUCUAUGCAUGUGCACCUGGUCGGGUAAAUCUGAUAGGUAAGUUAAUGUUGACCUGGCCUGUUAUUUAUGGCACAUUUUGCUAUUUUAAUUUGUUGCCUGGUAUGAUUACAUAAACUUCUUCUUACAAGGUUAUGUUUUGAAGGUAAUAAACUUAGUGUUCGGUUGGUGAUUGCUGUCAGAAAAUCAUGAAGUUUCAUCUUGAGUGGGUUGCAUGUCCCUCAUCACAAAUGUCUCAUUUCCAACAGGAGAGCAUAUUGAUUACUGUGGCUAUUCUGUCCUUCCGAUGGCUAUCGAGCAAAACAUUCUUGCUGCUGUGUCUGUGAACAAUUCAGGCACCAUCACACUGACCAACAUGAAUCCCCUUUACAAGUAAGACCCAUACUUCGGUUGUCCUUGUGUAAUCCUGUUAGGAUCAUAAAACCCUCACAUUAUCAUUAUAUUUGUAUUUUGUUGUAGGGAUUUCACUGUGUCAUCUUCAGGAGACAUUGCCAUCGACAGAGAGAAUCCAAAGUGGCACUACUAUUUUCUCUGUGGGGUCAAAGGUAUCCAGGUAAGAUUUGAAGUUUGUUCUGCUUCAUGCUCGUAAAAUGGGUCAAAUUUUUUGUGUAAUAUUCAAAAACAUUGAUGCACUCACUGAACAAUGUUAACCUGUCCUCUGUGUUUUCUCACAGGAGAAGUUUGAGAUCGCUCAUUUAGCCGGGAUGUCUUGUGUUGUAGAUGGAACCAUCCCUCCCAGCUCGGGUCUGUCCAGUUCUAGUGCUUUAGUUUGUUGUGCAGGGCUCGUAACAAUGGAGGCAAAUAAAAAGUCCCUCUCUAAGGUAAGCAUUUUAUUUUAACUAUGAUAAAAGAACAAGUGAAUUAAGUGCAUUGUAGUAAGCAAACUUAGAAAAAGAUUUACUGAAAAUAUCAAAUCAUCCAUACUCGAUGCAGAUGUGAUUUAUUUCAUGUGCCUUAGUCCUUUUUUCCUAUUUCACUGAUUCUCCAGGUGGCCCUGGCAGAAAUAUGCGCCAAAUGUGAGCGCUAUAUUGGUACAGAGGGAGGAGGCAUGGACCAAUCCAUUUCAUUCCUGGCAGAGAAAGGGACUGUAGGUAGCACUUCUGUCUGCAUGUCAAGUAAAACAGGUUGCACAAGUUGAUUCAACACACGUUUUCAUCCAAACUAUUAGAUCCUUAAGUAAAUAUCAAAGGAAAGCAGAAAUUAAGAUUUUUUUUACCUGUUUGGUCUGUAUUUCUAAAGUGUGACCAAAAUGAUGCACUCUAUAGUUUUUUUGUAGCCAACAGUUAACACUUGUGUUGUGUAUUAUUUUUAUAAUUGUGUGUCAGGCAAAGCUGAUAGAGUUUCAGCCUCUGCGAGCCACAGAUGUCAAGUUACCGGAUGGAGCUGUGUUUGUGAUCUCUAACUGCUGCGUGGAGAUGAACAAAGCUGCUUCUUCUCACUACAAUAUCCGUGUGGUGGAGUGUCGCAUUGCCACAAAGGUAUAAGGAUGCUAUCUAGACGUUUCCAACCUGAUUCAAAGACAGGGGCGUCACUUUUGAAACAAGGAAAUAUCUUACCAAUUCACAUUUAUUACCACAUUUAUUAUAUGUGAGUGAAGAGAGUAGUCUGCCAUCUGACUGCAAUUAAAAACGUCUUCGUGAUUGUGAACUCAGAUGCUUGCCAAGGCACGAGGUCUGGACUCGAGCAGGUUGUUAAAGCUGGCUCAGGUUCAGAUGGAGCUGAAGGCCUCCCUGGAGGAGAUGUUGGCUCUGGUGGAUGAGGUGUUACAUCCUGAGGCAUACAGCCGAGAGGAGAUCUGCAAGGUUCUGGGUGUCACCUCGGAGCAGUUUUCCACAGAGCUGCUGAGUGCAAAUACUCAGCAUGGUGAGCAACAGGACACAGCCACACCUGUCGUAUGUCUAAGUGUACAUGUCAGAAAAUAACACAAGUAAAAAAACACACUGUGAAGCUGCUAAUUAGUGCGAUGAAAGGUUAGAUAAUGGUAAUUUAAAUAACAGAUUUGUUUGUAGUACAUUAAAAGAUGUUUAAAUCUCAAAUAUAAAAAAUCAUUUUAUGAGGACUUUUUUAGUUUCUAACUUUAUAUGAUGGUAGAUUUGAACUUUUUAUGCUUUAAGACUGAUUUUUGCAUUAAAAAGCACAUCUGACGAAUGCUUUUUCUCUUAGUGAAACAUUUUAAGCUGCACCAGAGGGCCAAGCAUGUGUACAGUGAGGCUGCACGGGUGCUGCGGUUUAAGAGUGUGUGCGACUCUGAACCUGCUGAAUCUGUGCAGCUGUUGGGAGACCUGAUGAACCAGAGCCAUGCAAGCUGCAGAGAUCUGUACGAGUGCAGCUGUCCUGAACUGGAUCAACUAGUAGACAUCUGUCUGUAAGUAUAAAAAAGGUUUCACCUGUGUAACUGCUUUAAGAGAAGAAGAAAGAGCCAAGUGGGGAGUGGACCUGUGAAAACAACACUACUGUUUAUAUAUCACCUUUAAGACCUUUGAUUUUUUUCCUUCUUGGUUACAGGGAGUCAGGGGCUGUGGGAUCCCGGCUGACAGGAGCAGGUUGGGGUGGCUGUGCGGUCUCCAUGGUUCCCUGUGAGAAGGUGGAGUCUUUCAUUCAGGCAGUGAGGGAGGCUUACUACCUUCCUGAUCCACGAAGAGCAUCCAUGGAGAAACAGAGUCUGUUUGUGUCAAAGCCAGGUGGAGGGGCUACGAUUUUACUCGAGGAGUGAUGUUCAGAUCAAUAAAUGAUUAUUUGCACAUUUGUACUUGAGGUAGAAGGAACUACGAGAGAUGAAGUUAUCUAAAAGGAAACUAUCUUUUUUCUUUUCUGUUUGUAGAUUAUAAUGACCAAAUAUUAUUCACAGAACAGGGAUGAAAUGGUCCAUUAAAGGGAAGACUUUUGUGUUUUUUAAAAUCAUGGAUGUGGGGCUUUUUUACUAAUUAUGUUUAUCAAUGUAACCAUCUCACAGAAAUACACAACAACAGAUACAACAAAUUCAAGUUUAAUUUCUGCAGCUGCAAAACAUGCAUCCAUCCUUUUAUCAACAUAUUACACAUAAGUUGCACAAUGUGCCACAUAAUGUUUACAACGUGCAUACAACAGUGUUUACAAAAAAAGUGAAAAAAUGAAGGAUUGAAUGUACAUUAAAAAGUCUUUGGAAAGGCAUGUUGGUUUGUGUUGUGAUGAAGGUUUAUGAGCAGCAGGAAAGUCGAGACAAGGAGUCCUGACUGUGAGGUGACUGAGGUCAGAGGAUCAGUUUAAAGGUCAUUAAAUAGCAGUAAUAAUGGAGGCUCAGAGGUGUAAGGCACAAGUUUCUGUACUGUACUUUACUAGGGGACCUUUUUUUCAUCAGUCCUGGAAUUCCUCUAGAUCAAUAAAUCACAUCCUCUAAUAAAAUCAUAUUUUAGA